Messenger RNA from Gastrolobium bilobum, 3022 nucleotides. Its product is annotated as proline-rich receptor-like protein kinase PERK8. The coding region runs from base 644 to 2881 and encodes 745 amino acids. Gene Ontology annotation, molecular function: ATP binding; protein kinase activity. The transcript is spliced from 8 exons. Gene Ontology annotation, biological process: protein phosphorylation. NCBI's taxonomy places the organism in Eukaryota, Viridiplantae, Streptophyta, Magnoliopsida, Fabales, Fabaceae. The record is from RefSeq and is a predicted model, not a curated record.
UAUGCCACUAUUGUCAUAUUCCGCAAAAUAAGCUUUUUUUUCCUUUGGAGUUUUGAAGCUUCUUAUAGUUUCCUACUUAGAUAGACCCUCCUUUCAGAUAUUGUUAAAGAUUUCAUUUUUAGUUUAUGGGUUCUAGCUUGUGCCAGUUUUGGAGAUCUGGGUAUGCUGCAUUUUGGCCUUGACUUCAGCUUCUACAGUGUACUAGGCCAGUAACAAAUCUGGUUCAUGAAAUGCUGGAUGCUCCUUGAUUUCUCUUGUUGCUGCAAAAAAAGGUUUUGUUUCUGUGAGCUGGGUUUCUUUUUCCCAUUGUGAAUUUGCUUUUGCUUUUAGUAUUGUUAGGUUCUGUAGCCUACAAAGGUAUUAGCUUUGUUGAAAGUAGUUUGUGGGUAUUGACUUUUUGCUGUUUGCCAAGACUUUUUUGGGAAUUGGGUAUUGGUGGUGUGUGUUGUUUUCUCUGAAGAAAUUUGAGCAUUGCUUGUUGAAGAGUUGAUCUGAAAUCUGAGGUUCAUAUUUGAUCUGGAAUGUUGUGAUGACUAUUUUCCUGGUGAAAGAUUGGAAAUUUGAGUUUUUAACUGAUUUUGGAAAGUAGUGAUGGAAGUGUUUUACUAGUACAUUUUGUUCUUGAGGGAAGAUUUGUACAGUGAUGGCUUCAACAACCCCUUCUCCAAAUGCUUCCCCUUCUGCAGUGCCUCCAGCAUCUGCUGGUGUUUUAUCACCACCUCCUUCUUCAUCUUCCCCACCACCAUCACCUCCCAAUUCUUCUCAACCCAAUCAAACAUCCAAUUCCUCUGCUCCUCCUCCUUCUGACCCUUCAGCUCCUCCUCCUUCUCCUCCACAGGCAGUGCCUCUAACCCCUCCUCCUUCCCCAUCCCUCUCUCCUCCGCCAUCACCUACACUGCCGCCAACUAAGUCCCCUCCUUCACCACCAGAUUCUCCACCACCGUCAACACCUGCAUCUCCAACACCACCAGUUGCAACAUCACCCCCACCACUAGCUACCACUGCCCCUCCUCCUGCUGUGACUCCACCUUCCCCUCCAAAUUUGUCCCCACCACCUAAAGCAGCUGGUUCCCCUCCUCCUCAAUCCUCAGAGGCACCUCCAACAGCAAUUCCACCUCCCUCUCAACCGGUUUCGCCAUCUCCUCCUCCUCCAGCCAAUGUGCCACAGCCACCAUCCACCCCUUCUCCUCCUCCACCACAUGCAAAGCCUCCGAAAAGUGCUCCUUCACCUCCUUCACUUGCAUCCCCUCCAUCUGUUUCUGAAUCUCCUCCUUCUCCUACUUCUACUGAUGUUCCCCCUCCAUCCACAUUGCCUUCAACUCCUCCUCCAGUCCCUUCAGCUUCUUCACCUCCAGUUUCUUUGCCUGGCCCCCCAGCUAAUAAAACAGCUUCCGGGGGUCCAACUGUGUCCCUACCCUCUAUUCCAACUGAGAAACCCACUGCUAGACCAACUAAUGGUGGCACUGAUAAUAUAAUCACAAACACUACACCUUCACAUUCAGGAGGGUUAAAAACUGGAGGAGCUGCAGCGAUUGGCAUCAUAAUUGGUUUUAUUGUUCUCAGCCUUCUUGUUAUGGCCGUGUGGUUUGUACAGAAAAAGAAGAAGAAGAAGGAAACAGGACCGAAAGGUGGUUAUGCUGUACCUUCUCCAUUUGCCUCAUCUCAAAAUUCAGGUACUUUGUUCUUGAGGCCACAGUCUCCAGCCAACUUUUUAGGUAGUGGCUCAGGUAGUGAUUUUGUGUAUUCACCAUCCGAGCCAGGUGGGGUAAGUAGUUCAAGAUCAUGGUUCACAUAUGAAGAACUUAUCCAAGCUACAAAUGGGUUUUCGGCACAAAAUCUGUUGGGAGAAGGUGGAUUUGGUUGUGUCUACAAAGGUUUUCUCAUAGACGGAAGAGAAGUGGCUGUGAAACAGCUCAAAAUUGGUGGUGGGCAAGGGGAACGUGAAUUCAGGGCAGAGGUUGAGAUUAUUAGCCGUGUACAUCAUCGUCAUCUGGUUUCCUUGGUGGGCUACUGUAUAUCUGAGCAUCAAAGAUUGCUUGUCUACGACUAUGUUCCCAACAAUACUCUUCAUUACCAUCUCCAUGUUGAAAACAGACCAGUUCUGGAUUGGCCUACCAGAGUCAAGGUUGCUGCUGGUGCAGCUCGUGGAAUAGCUUACCUACAUGAAGACUGCCAUCCACGUAUUAUUCAUCGAGACAUUAAGUCAUCAAACAUCCUUCUUGAUCACAACUUUGAAGCUCAAGUUUCAGACUUUGGGCUUGCAAAAUUGGCAUUGGAUUCAAAUACGCACAUAACUACACGUGUAAUGGGAACCUUUGGGUACAUGGCACCAGAGUAUGCAACAAGUGGGAAAUUGACUGAAAAAUCUGAUGUAUAUUCCUUUGGGGUUGUUCUUUUGGAGCUAAUUACAGGUCGAAAGCCUGUAGAUGCCUCUCAGCCAAUUGGUGACGAGAGCCUGGUUGAAUGGGCUCGGCCUCUGUUGAGCGAAGCACUUGAUAAUGAGGACUUUGAUAUUUUGGUGGAUCCAAGGCUAGGAAAGAACUAUAAUAGAAAUGAAAUGUUUCGGAUGAUUGAAGCUGCUGCAGCCUGCGUGCGUCACUCUUCAAUAAAGAGGCCACGGAUGAGUCAGGUAGUGAGAGCCUUAGAUUCAUUAGAUGAAUUUUCAGAUCUGAAUAAUGGAAUGAAACCAGGGCAGAGUUCAGUGUUUGAUUCAGCACAGCAAUCUGCACAAAUCAGAAUGUUUAGGAGGAUGGCUUUUGGGAGCCAAGAUAGUUCCACUUACUUUAAUGAGUCUCACAGUAGCUGGAGAAGCAGAGAUCAUGACUCAACAACUUUCCUCACCCAAAAUAAAUCUGGGCCCUGGAACAUUUCACAUGACUAGGUUCUAUGGUGUACUCUGUAAAUCUCAUUUUUACUAUUCUUAUUUUAUUUUUUAUUUUUUUUCCCUUCCCAUUUUCUCGACAUGAUUUUGCUUGCUAUGGUGCUUUAUAUUCUUUGUAAUUUAGGUUAUUUGAUACGUAAC